Malassezia restricta is the source of this 1734-nucleotide messenger RNA. RefSeq names its product mitochondrial carrier protein. Bases 1 to 1734 code for a protein of 577 amino acids. The record is from RefSeq and is a predicted model, not a curated record. The transcript has a single exon. Lineage: Eukaryota; Fungi; Basidiomycota; Malasseziomycetes; Malasseziales; Malasseziaceae.
AUGGAGCUGUGGCACCCAGCCUUGCUGGGGCAUCGCUCCGUUCCCACUUUGUGGGCAUCUGCGCCAAAAAGCGAGCGUAGCGAGAGGGCGUUGGGUGAUGUAAAUCAAGUGCCAACGAGUGUUCAGGUGUACAAUGCAUGUAUAUAUAAAAAACUUCGACAAUGCAGCGAUAACUGUGGCUUGGGUCUCGAUCAUCCCACUAACCACCGAAUUGUCCUAGGAGAUCGUGGAACCAGUCUGCGUAAGUACGCGAGCUGGCGCAUAGAACUAGAACAAGCCAUUGAUAAGAAAAUUAUGAGCGCUACAGACGUAUCCAAGAUCUUAUGGGAGGCUCAGAUGGCACAUAUGGAACAACGCUAUGUGCUUUGUGCCGUUCUCCUUCGACGUGCAUCCGAGCUUGAAUCAGCAGAAGCAUGCGCUAUGCUUGCAAAGAUGUUUGGCUUCGGCGUUCAGCAGGCAGGUACCCAUCUGUUCGAAAGAGAUUCGCUCCGUGGUAUCGCAUGGGGCAUUCGUGCCCUUCAACUGGUCGUGUUAGAUAUGGAAAGAAAUGUAACAUCAAAUUCGGCCCUACAGAUUAUGUAUCAAACCCUCAAGUGGUUGUGCAUACUCGUAUGUUCAAUCGAGUCUCUCCAAGCACUCAGGGUCAUGGAUUCAUAUGCUGAUGUGUCCAUGGCACUAUUACUUUUAUUUCCCCGUUCAUGCGAGCUUUUGCACCCAGAAGCCCGCGUCAAAGACACGAUACCGGCUGAACUAACUCGUGAAUCGAUUUGGUCAGCACUCCGUGAUGUUCUUUGCAAGGUCAAGGCCACCGAGUCAAUGAAUAGGGAAGAGGAACCCGGAGACUCUGUCUCUGUAGAGCAUGAUCUGACCCAUAUCCACUUGUUCACUUUGUUCUUGGAAUCUUUCUUACUCAUGCGCAAAGCUGUCAUGGAAAAAGAAGCAGCUUUUAUGCAGGAAACGUAUGAGGCUUGGACUGAGUACUUGGCAGAGACCCGAUCCAAUUCUCAGGAGUUUACGCAAUUUCGAAAUGUGGCCUCCGAAGUCCAACAAUGGGCCGCACCGGACGCGGAACGUUCGCUCAAUCAUACGCUCAGUGAGGCAGAGAUGUCGGCCAUGUUUCAGCGCAUUUCGAGUGUGUUCCCGUUCACAUGUGCGAAGUCAAAGGAGCCACACAUCAGUGUGACUCAGAUGAAUGAGCAUCGUCUCAAGCACCAGAGAAGCCGUCGUGAUCUCCGCGCUUCUUGGAACAUUCCUCUGAGGAAACCCAUGAGCUACCCUCAGCCCUAUUCACAAAUCAAACCACCCAGUGCAUUAUCAGCGCCUUCCACUGACCAUGCGAUGAGGCACAAUACGCAGCGUUUUUUUGGCAGCACAUCUACCAAAUUGCGUGAUGUGUCCAAUGUCAUGAACCGCCGAAUUCUUUCAGCAGAUCAUGCGUGCAUGAUGGACUCGGAACCAGACGAUGAAGCACCAUACUGGAGCAGAAUGGGAGACAAAGUUGGCAAAGUCAGGCGACGACCAUCUAGCGUAUUGUCCGUCACUCCGUCUCUUAUGUUCCCUUCUAAAGCGCCAGUCGACACGAACGCACCUGGCGUUAGUGAGGCAGACACCAAGCAGGAGCAUAUUUAUGCAACAUCUAGCACGGUCGGCUCAACGUCUGAUGCUGACCGACUACGAUCACGGCUUCGAAGACAAAGUUCGCGCGCCUCGUUGCAUGCGGCCAUACAGAGUUGA